Molecule: messenger RNA, 2242 nt
Organism: Lathyrus oleraceus (garden pea)
Lineage: Eukaryota; Viridiplantae; Streptophyta; Magnoliopsida; Fabales; Fabaceae
Product: mitogen-activated protein kinase 9
Exons: 11
Coding region: 247-1998 (583 amino acids)
Biological process (GO): protein phosphorylation
Molecular function (GO): MAP kinase activity; ATP binding
Source: RefSeq, a predicted model, not a curated record
AAGUUAAUCACAAACAUGCAACUAAACUAACUCUUCUGUAGCAUAAGAUAUUAAUAGGAUAAGAUCCAAAAGCAAAGAAAAAAAAAAUCUGCAAAUUCAAUUUCCCCCCUUUUUCUCCCCCACUCCCAAUCCACCACUGUCAUCAAUAAAUAUUAUAUUUUAAUAAAUAAAAAAGAAAUUAUUAACACAGAGAGAGUCAAAAGUCGAAGAAAGAACAAGUUGAUUGAAUGGUAAAUGUAACACUAAAUGGGUGGCGGAGGAACGAUCGCCGAUGGACUCCGUCGUUUGUUUCAACGUCGAUCUACAACCACCAAGCACCACCACCACCGCCACCACAAUGAUGACGACGACAACGACCGCGUCUUCGUGAAAGAUUUGCGCUCACAGUUGGCAAUUAUUCCAACCACUAACAAUCACGAUCACGAUCACGAUCAUCACUAUCAUACUACUACUACUACUACUGCUUCAUCUCUCUUCAACAUCAAAGUUCCUGUUCAAUCUCUCUUCCCUCCUUCUUCCAUGGAUCCAAACAAAAAGGGUGCGCCGGAGACAGAGUUUUUUACUGAGUACGGUGAGGCAAGUCAAUACCAGGUCCAAGAGAUUAUUGGAAAAGGAAGUUACGGUGUUGUGUGUUCUGCGAUCGACAUUCACACUGGCGAAAAAGUUGCAAUCAAGAAAAUUCACGAUGUUUUCGAGCAUGUAUCCGAUGCUACGCGGAUUCUAAGAGAGAUUAAGCUCUUGCGCUUGCUUCGACAUCCCGAUAUUGUAGAAAUUAGGCAUAUUAUGCUUCCUCCUUCGCGUAGGGAGUUCAAGGAUGUCUAUGUUGUUUUUGAGUUGAUGGAAUCCGAUCUGCAUCAAGUAAUUAAGGCGAAUGAUGAUCUUACUCCGGAGCAUCAUCAGUUUUUCUUGUACCAGCUUCUCCGUGGGCUUAAAUAUAUACAUACAGCGAAUGUGUUUCACCGUGAUUUGAAGCCGAAAAACAUUCUUGCUAAUGCUGAUUGCAAAUUGAAGAUAUGUGAUUUUGGACUUGCUCGGGUUUCGUUUAAUGAUGCUCCGUCUGCUAUUUUCUGGACUGACUAUGUUGCAACCCGGUGGUACCGUGCACCUGAACUAUGUGGUUCUUUUUUCUCAAAAUAUACCCCUGGAAUUGAUAUUUGGAGCAUUGGAUGCAUAUUUGCAGAAAUGCUUAUUGGGAGGCCAUUGUUUCCCGGAAAAAAUGUGGUGCACCAAUUGGAUCUCAUGACUGAUUUGCUCGGUACUCCUCCUCCCGAGUCCAUUGCGAGAAUUCGAAAUGAGAAAGCUAAAAGGUAUCUUAAUAGCAUGCGGAAAAAGCAUCCUGUUCCACUCUUCCAGAAAUUUCCAAAUAUAGAUCCUCUGGCUCUUCGUAUACUGGAGCGCUUACUUGCAUUUGAUCCUAAAAACCGUCCAUCAGCCGAAGAGGCUUUGUCUGAUCCUUAUUUCCAUGGUUUAUCAAACAUUGAUCGCGAGCCAUCCACUCACCCCAUUUCAAAACUUGAGUUUGAAUUCGAGAGAAGGAAAUUGACUAAAGAUGAUGUCAGAGAAUUGAUUUAUCGGGAGAUUUUGGAGUAUCAUCCCCAGAUGCUUGAGGAAUAUCUUAGUGGUGGAGAUCAAACCAGCUUCAUGUAUCCAAGCGGGGUUGAUCGAUUCAAGCGACAGUUUGCACAUCUUGAGGAACAUUAUGGCAAUGGCAAAGGCAAAGGCGAACGAAGGUCACCAUUGCAGAGACAGCAUGCCUCCUUACCUAGAGAGCGAGUUCAUACUUCCAAGAAUGAAAAUAAUGAAAACAACGAUAUUGAAAUGCCGACUCAGACUGGACCAAAUCUUCAGAGUCCACGUAGCUUGUUGAAGAGUGCCAGCAUUAGUGCUUCAAAGUGUAUAGAUGUGAAAAGAAGUAAUGAUCCAGAGGAACCAAUCAUAGAGGUCAAUGACGACGCAGCAGACGAAUUGAUUGAUAACCUGGCUGCCCUGCAUGCUUAAUUCUAGUUUAAUUACGAUUUUGAAGCAUUGCAUAGAAAUUCUUCCAGUUGUUUGUGCUAGAAGCUAACAUGAGGAACUCAUUUUUAAGGAAUGUCAUUUUGUAAUACCGCAGUAGGUUCUGUAAUUAGGAUGUAUUUGUGUGUACCAAAACACAAUGUAUACUACUGAUAUAUUUUGAAACAAGGAACAACAUUUUGUCGCAGCAUUUCCUUCUCAUUAUAAAUAAACAAAACAUUAUUAUUCA